Messenger RNA from Ictidomys tridecemlineatus (thirteen-lined ground squirrel), 2881 nucleotides. RefSeq names its product inositol-tetrakisphosphate 1-kinase (gene Itpk1). Gene Ontology annotation, biological process: inositol trisphosphate metabolic process. NCBI's taxonomy places the organism in Eukaryota, Metazoa, Chordata, Mammalia, Rodentia, Sciuridae. Gene Ontology annotation, cellular component: cytoplasm. The record is from RefSeq and is a predicted model, not a curated record. Gene Ontology annotation, molecular function: magnesium ion binding; inositol-1,3,4-trisphosphate 5-kinase activity; inositol-3,4,5,6-tetrakisphosphate 1-kinase activity.
CGCCGGGAGGAGGUGCCCGCACGCUCGCGGCGCGCGCCGGCCCCGGACUCGGCCUGUGGGCGAUUUCCUCCGGACCCAGGCUCCGCGCCCGAGGAGGAAGAUGCAGACCUUUCUCAAAGGGAAGAGAGUUGGCUACUGGCUGAGCGAGAAGAAAAUCAAGAAGCUCAAUUUCCAGGCCUUCGCCGAGCUGUGCAGGAAGCGGGGGAUAGAGGUGGUGCAGCUGAACCUCAGCCGGCCGAUCGAGGAGCAGGGCCCCCUGGACGUCAUCAUCCACAAACUGACUGAUGUCAUCCUUGAAGCCGACCAGAAUGACAGCCAGUCCCUGGAGCUGGUGCACAGGUUCCAGGAAUACAUUGAUGCCCACCCUGAGACCAUUGUCCUGGACCCCCUCCCUGCCAUCAGGACCCUGCUUGACCGCUCCAAGUCCUAUGAACUUAUCCGCAAGAUUGAGGCCUACAUGAAAGAUGACAGGAUCUGCUCGCCGCCCUUCAUGGAGCUCACCAGCCUGUGCGGGGACGACACCGUGAGGCUCCUGGAGAAGAACGGCCUGGCCUUCCCCUUCAUCUGCAAGACCAGAGUGGCUCACGGCACCAAUUCUCAUGAGAUGGCCAUCGUGUUCAACCAGGAGGGCCUGAGUGCCAUCCAGCCACCCUGUGUGGUCCAGAACUUCAUCAAUCACAACGCCGUGCUCUACAAGGUGUUCGUGGUGGGCGAGUCCUACACGGUGGUCCAGAGACCCUCGCUCAAGAACUUCUCUGCGGGCACAUCAGGCUCCUCCCCAGGACCGUCUCUCGUGCCCCCUGUCUGGACUGGCUCUGGUCGGAGCAGCGGGAGGACUGUCGGGCACACCAGGGUGGCCAGGGGCCUCUAUGCCCCGCUAGCGGGAAGGAUGCCAGACCGAGAGUCCAUCUUCUUCAACAGCCACAAUGUGUCGAAGCCGGAGUCCUCAUCCGUUCUCACGGAGCUGGACAAGAUCGAAGGUGUGUUCGAGCGGCCGAGCGACGAGGUCAUCCGGGAGCUGUCCCGGGCCCUGCGGCAGGCGCUGGGUGUGUCACUGUUUGGGAUUGACAUCAUCAUCAACAACCAGACGGGACAGCACGCGGUCAUCGACAUCAACGCUUUCCCAGGCUACGAGGGCGUGAGCGAGUUCUUCUCAGACCUCCUGAACCACAUCGCCACCGUCCUGCAGGGCCAGAGCAUGGGUGCAGCCGCCGCAGGGGACGCGGCCCCGCUGAGACACAGCAGGCUCCUGGCCGAGCAGGCAGGCAGCCUGGCAGGCGAGCGGACGUGCAGCGCCAGCCCGGGCUGCUGCGUGCUGGGCCAGGACGCGCCCUGGAAGACCGAGGCCGAGGCGGGCGCGGGCAGCGCUGCCAAGCUGCCACACCAGAGACUGGGCUGCACCGCGGGCGUGUCCCCCAGCUUCCAGCAGCACUGCGUGGCCUCCCUGACCACCAAGGCCUCCUCGCAGUAGCCACAGAGCCAGGACCUAGAGGGUGGCAGAGCACGCCACUGGGCAUCGGCCCCCAACGGACGCUACUCAGAAUUCCCGAUGAUCUGAUGCUUUUUUUCAAUUUUUAACCUGAUUUUCUGAUGUCAUGGUCUAAAUGAGGGGGGAGAUGGAAGGGAACAGCCUCGGGGACGGGGACCCCGCUUCCCGCCUGCGGAUCUCGUCAGAGUUGACACCGCUGAGUUUCAACACUAGGUCUGAAUGUGGGUGUGUGUGCGUGCGUGGGUGGUGCUAGGAGCGUGUGCACAUCCGUCUGUCUGUCCCCACGGCUGCUGUGGACCAGGCUCUGGGAUCCUGGAGGGAGGCCCGCUCCUGGUCUGUGGCCCAGCAGAGCGCCGAGAAUGGUUCCCCUUCUUCCAAGUCCACCCACGCCCCUGACCCGACCCUCCCUGUCCACCUUGGCCCUUCCAAGCCGACCCCCCGGGCUGCUGCUGGCCCCUCCCCAAAGCCAAAGGACGACAGGCCCUUGGGGGGAGCUGUGUGAGGCCCCGACCCCUGCCCACGGGAGAAGAGGAAGUUUCCAUGGGCUGAGGCCCGUGUCCUGGGUCGCUGCCACUCCUCACUGCUCCCUGGGGACCACCAGGUCCCUCCCAGGGUCCCACCUAGCACUGCUGUUCCCUGGACCCAGAGGGGCUGCUGGCUUGCCCAGGACCACUCCCCCAGUCUCCUCCUAGAUCCCCUCUCUCCAGAGGGCAGUCAGGUCCAGGGCAGGGCAGGGCAGGGCAGCUGGUGCUCGCUGUCCUGCCCCCUGGGCAGCCUGCUGCUCCCCCAGCACCCCAGAGGACAGGCAGGAGCCUUUGCUGGGAAUCCUGGCCGGCAGGGUCCCUCUUCCUGGGCAGGAGGAGGCUGCCCUGCGGUUCACUCCUGCACACAGUGGGCACUAAGCCAGCCUGCAAGACAGCCACACCACCCCAGACCCGCUCGCCACAGCAGCAGGCCACCACUGGCUGACCCAGUCCACAGGAGGGGCCACCGAGGGUGCAGCCCAGUGAGGGGCCUGGGCCCAGCAUGAUCUCGUGUCAUGAAGUGCAGUUCACUUGGGAAGAGAAGGGCCACUGAGCUGUCCCGCAUGGUCCAGUGGGACGGAGGACACUGGAGGGAGCGCCGAGGGCCCUGGAGAGCCGCUGAGCCCGGCACUCGGGGCAGGGACCCUCCUUUGGGCAGCUGCCAGGGCCGGAGCCACGGAGCUGCCUGGCCUCCUCAGAAUGGCCCAGGACUGGCCACGUUUACAGGACCUGAGCGUUGACCCUGGUGGAUGUCUGCUCGUCACCUGUCCUGGGCCAGACCCCGAGCCCGGGACAGGGGACGCGUGGCAGCCUCUUGCACUGCUUUGUCUUCAAAAUAAACUACUGAGAUCAACCUGCAUUUCCCACA